AUGAGUGACUGCCUUUCUAAUUUAGUAUUCUGGCCCUACGCCGGGUCCUUCAGUUCCCACCCAGGUUACGUUGCUGCCCUCGCCACUGGUGAGAGCCUCUCCAGUGCUGCUAGUGCUGCUGUUGUCGCCAUACAGAGCGCCUGUGGCUUUGGUCCAACCGUGUAUUUCGCCAUUAUUGGUAGUAUUGUUAUGUGCUGUAUCGCCUCCUUCUUCCUCCUCCAUUUCGGCUACAGUGGCAAGGCCUUGCACGAUUUCGUUCGUGAGGGUCCGACUUCUGAUAGCCCUACAGCCUCAGUAGCAUCCCAUAAGGAGCACGGCCUAUUCUCACGAAAGAGCAAGCGGUUCCUCGCAUCCUACAUCCUCAUCGCGUGGCUCUCCUUCGUUCAGAAUGCUUUGACUCCCACGUUUCUCCCCUUUGCUGGUAGGGCCUACCCUGCUGGUUAUCGCCUGGCUCAAAACGUCCUCUUCGCGUUCGCCCCUGUAGCCUCUAUGGGAGCUGCUUGGCUCCUAGGUGCGCAUUAUCGUAAGAAUUGCCUCGUUACAAGUGCUGAA
Perkinsus marinus ATCC 50983 is the source of this 552-nucleotide messenger RNA. RefSeq lists its product as hypothetical. The transcript has a single exon. The record is from RefSeq and is a predicted model, not a curated record. The annotation marks the transcript as partial. NCBI's taxonomy places the organism in Eukaryota, Perkinsozoa, Perkinsida, Perkinsidae.